CCGCAUCCAUCCACAGCAACGCUGCUCGUUCUGUUGCUUGCUGUCUUGCUUGUGGGCUGGCGUUGUUUGGGUUUGGUGUGUGACGUGAGCAGUGGUCGUAGUCGUGGUGACACUGUGUGCGUGUGCGUAUGUGUGCGUGUGUAUGAGUGUGUGUGCGUGUGAGUGAGCCAGUGUGAAAAGGCGAGACAAGAAAAAAAAGAGGGAUCUGUGGUCUUCCGUCCAAUUUGGUCGACUUGCGUUGAGCAAACAACACACAGCAUGUCGUCGAAGCCGCCGUUCCCGCCGUUCCCGCCGAAGACAGGCAGCGCGCAGCCUCCUGACCACCUCAAACGCCUACUACAAGGCAGACCGCCCCGCCCCGGCGCUUCUGGGCCACCGGGACGCGCGCCAAAGCCAGGGAGAGUGCGCAACCCGCUCCAACGCGACGAACGCCCUGCCGUCGCCAAGGGGGCCAAAGGGUUUGGGCCCGUGCCUUGGUCGGAGUGCUUUGACAAGCAGUACAAAGUGGAAGCCGAGGGCCACAAGGGCGCCUUCAAUGUGUAUGAGAAGGGCGAUGGGGACGUUGCUGUGCUGCUGCUGCACGGUGGUGGGCACUCGGCGCUGUCGUGGGCGGCGUUUGCAAAGCUGAUGCACGCCGCCGAGCCAUGCCGCAUCAUCGCCUUUGACUGCCGCGGCCACGGCGAAACAACCGUCGAGCCAGCGACUGCAUUGUCCAAGCAGCAGCAGUGCGAGGAUGUGAAGUUCAUCUGCAGCAAAGUCCUCAAAGGCGAACCCGUCGUUGUCGCCGGACACAGCAUGGGCGGUGCGAUUGCUGUGCAUGCGGUGAAGGGCGGAUUCGUUCCAAAUCCAGCCGCAGUUGUCGUCCUCGACGUCGUGGAGGGAACGGCCAUGAGUGCCCUUGCAUACAUGAGCCGGUUCAUUCAGUCGCGUCCAACGCACUUUGAAAGCAUCGAGCAAGCCAUUGCGUGGAGCCUCAAAGCGGGACAACUGCACAAUGUCUUCAGCGCUCGCGUCUCCAUGCAAGGACAGUUGAUGCCGGUGCGGCGUGCGGAUGUGUCGGCGACGUCACGUCGCCAUCUCGCAUCGACAAUCGCCGAAGAGGAGGAGGAGGAGGAGGAGGAGGAGGAGGAGGAGGAGGCACAUAGUGAUGGAGAAGACCAAAGAACAUCGACUGGUCACCGGACGCCAGCAGCCGUGAACAUUCGCAGCGCUGACGACGACGAAGUGUACACGUGGCGCGUGGACCUCAAAGCCUCAGAGCCGUAUUGGGCGGAGUGGUUUGAAGGGCUCAGUGAUGCGUUUCUCGCGUGCCCCUGUGCCCGAAUUCUUGCGCUCGCCGGCGUGGACCGACUCGACACCGCGCUUACCAUUGGCCAGAUGCAAGGGAAGUUUCAGUUGCACGUCGUGCGCAACACCGGACACAGCAUCCAGGAGGACCAACCAGGCGACCUUGCGCAGCUGCUUGCGGAUUUCAUCCGAAAGUCGCGAACGCUUUGGAGAAAGACUGGCGUGCUGAAGUGA
Molecule: messenger RNA, 1521 nt
Organism: Salpingoeca rosetta
Lineage: Eukaryota; Choanoflagellata; Craspedida; Salpingoecidae
Product: Ppme1 protein
Exons: 12
Coding region: 259-1521 (420 amino acids)
Biological process (GO): protein demethylation
Molecular function (GO): protein methylesterase activity
Source: RefSeq, a predicted model, not a curated record